Molecule: messenger RNA, 2803 nt
Organism: Spea bombifrons (plains spadefoot toad)
Lineage: Eukaryota; Metazoa; Chordata; Amphibia; Anura; Pelobatidae
Gene: KLHL8
Product: kelch like family member 8
Exons: 10
Coding region: 158-2008 (616 amino acids)
Molecular function (GO): protein binding
Source: RefSeq, a predicted model, not a curated record
CGGGGCUAGAAGUAGAAGCAGCUGCAAGAUCGGCGGAGGAGAGAGGCUGGAGGCAGACAGUGAAAGCCGAUCGUCUAGAAGUGGAAAAUGCCAUCCUAUGUUGGUUUAACCAUAAUAUGAAGACAUCCUUCUCUGGUUGGACUUGUUCUCAUUGCUAAUGGCAUCGGAAUCCUUGGUUCCUGCACACGCCAAGGCACCACCAGUUAAGGGAAGGAGGCAGUUCCAUCACAACAAGGUGGUGUCCAGUGACAGUGAAGGUGAUGGAUCUUUUAUCUUUGAAGCUGAAGAGGCAUGGAAGGAUUUCCACAACUCACUUCUCAAUUUUUAUGAAGUGGGGGAGUUGUGUGAUGUCACACUUAAGGUUGGUUCGAAGCUGAUUCCAUGCCACAAACUUGUGCUUGCCUGUGUGAUACCGUAUUUCCGUGCCAUGUUCCUAUCUGAUAUGGCAGAGGCCAAACAGACCCUUAUAGAGAUUCGUGACUUUGAUGGUGAUGCCAUAGAGGACCUGGUAAAGUUUGCUUAUUCAUCCCGAGUCACCUUGACGGUGGACAAUGUCCAGCCUCUCCUGUAUGCUGCCUGUAUCCUCCAAGUAGAGUUGGUUGCCAAGGCUUGUUGUGAAUAUAUGAAGUUGCAUUUCCACCCCUCCAAUUGCCUUGCUGUGAGGGCCUUUGCCGAGAGCCAUAAUCGUGUGGAUCUCAUGGACAUGGCAGACCUCUAUGCCUGCGACCAUUUCACGGAAGUGGUGGAGUGUGAGGACUUUGUUAGCAUGUCACCCCAGCACCUUUACAAAUUGCUGUCCUCUGGAGACCUCAACAUUGAGACCGAAAGGCAAGUUUACAACGCAGCUAUCAAGUGGCUUCAUGCCAACCCUCAGCACCAUGAUGCGUGGCUGGAUGAAAUACUUUCUCAGGUGCGUCUCCCUUUGUUACCCAUUGAAUUCUUGAUGACAGUUGUUGCCAAAGAAAACAUAAUCAAACAGAACUUAAAAUGUAGAGACUUGCUUGAUGAGGCCAGAAAUUAUCACCUCCACCUAACCAGUCAAGCUGUUCCAGAAUUUCAGUAUACCAUUCGGACAACGCCUAGGAAACAAACUGCUGGUGUUCUGUUUUGUGUGGGAGGACGUGGAGGAUCUGGAGACCCCUUUCGCAGUAUUGAAUGCUACUCUAUAAGCAGAAACACAUGGUUUUUUGGCCCUGAAAUGAACAGCCGGAGAAGACACGUGGGUGUUAUCUCUGUUGGAGGUAAAGUCUAUGCUGUUGGAGGACAUGAUGGGAAUGAACAUUUAGCUAGCAUGGAGGUCUUUGAUCCACUCUCUAAUAAGUGGGUGAUCAAAGCAUCAAUGAACACAAAAAGGAGGGGAAUUGCACUGUCUUCUCUGGGCGGCCCUAUUUAUGCAAUUGGAGGUUUGGAUGACAACACCUGCUUCAGCGAUGUGGAGAGAUACGAUGUGGAAUGUGACCACUGGAGUUCAGUGGCUCCAAUGAACACUCCUCGAGGUGGAGUUGGGUCAGUUGCUCUUGUGAACCAUGUAUAUGCUGUUGGGGGGAACGAUGGAGUCGCUUCUUUGUCAAGUGUGGAGAGGUACGACCCACAUCUAGAUAAAUGGGUUGAUGUCAAGGAAAUGGGUCAGCGGAGAGCCGGAAAUGGAGUGAGUGAGCUCCAUGGCUGCUUAUAUGUAGUAGGUGGAUUUGAUGACAAUUCUCCACUGAGUUCUGUCGAACGCUAUGAUCCCCGCACAAACAAAUGGGAAUAUGUGGCAGAGCUCACGACCCCAAGGGGUGGAGUUGGCAUAGCAACAUUAAUGGGGAGAAUAUAUGCAGUUGGUGGACACAACGGCAAUUCAUAUCUGAACACUGUCGAAUCAUAUGACCCCAUUAUGAACAGAUGGGAGCUCGUGGGAUCGGUGGCUCAUUGCAGAGCUGGAGCAGGUGUUGCUGUCUGUGCCUGCCUGUGUAGUCAGAUUAGAGAUGUCGGACAGGGAUCCAGCAAUGUGGUAGACUGUAUGUGAACAGCAUCCAGAAACGGAAAUCAUCAGCUGGUCCUAUUCUCAGAGAUCAUCAGCUUCUCUAAGGCUACAUGUUAAAACUAACAUGGUCUAAAAUCCAUUUCAUGUGUAUGGUGGUCUGCCCCAAGGAUGACACUGUAGAUUAAUUUAAUAGUUUAAUAUAUUGUAAUAAUGGUGCCAUAAUGAGGUAAUUUAUUCUUGAAAUGUUUUCAUCUUUACCAUACCAUACUCUGUAAAUAAGUUGCAGUUGUUCAGCAGACAAAGGCAUUACUAACACUAUUUUUGUGACCUCAUGUGUAAUGUACAACUAGAAAUGACACUGCUUUCAUUAUAUCCUUUCACUUUGGUUUAAAGCAAGCAGUGGCCUUCUGCUAGCUUUUCUAUUGCAAUGUCCCAGGAAAGUUAAAUCCCAGUAAUGAGAAAUUCAGUGCAGACCUGCACCAGUGUAAUGGGAAGGAAAACGAAAAUAGUAGAGACAAGCUGUUUUAAUCACCAAAAAGGGCUGUUCCCACGGUCCUACAGAGAGUUUAGUAGAAUAGGUUGCUGAUAGCUCUAUUGAAAGUAAUGGACUAGGAGACUGGAAUUGACUUAAUAUAAAAUGCUCUUUUAGUACGAUAUAUAAAUAAAACACAUAAUAUUAAGUCUGUACAAGUGCUAGUGCAUCAAAGACACCUGAAGUUUCAGGCCUUUUCUUAAAGGUGAACUCUACACAAUACAAGCACUAGCCUGGCUAGGAACGGUGGCUGGUUUUGGCAAUUAUAAUAGCUACCUGAUGCAAAAAAAAAACAAAAACGAAAC